Molecule: messenger RNA, 2580 nt
Organism: Drosophila elegans
Lineage: Eukaryota; Metazoa; Arthropoda; Insecta; Diptera; Drosophilidae
Product: potassium voltage-gated channel protein Shab
Exons: 2
Coding region: 427-1746 (439 amino acids)
Source: RefSeq, a predicted model, not a curated record
AGUUAAUCAAACGCGGGCACACCGAGCGAAAUUCAGCGCAGCGCAGCAGAAUCGACGUUACCAUUAUUUCUGAUCAAUUAAACAAUUGGAAAAUCCGGCCGCAGAUCGCGAAGUGUUUGUACCGCCCCCACCACGCCCACAGCUGCCCACGCCGCCACGCCCCCUGGCGCGGGGUCAUAUCGAUAGAGAGCGCUGUGUGUGUGUGUGUGUGUGUGUGUGUGAGGCAGAAGAGGAAAAAAAAAAACGCAGCGAAAAGCGAUAAGAAACAGAGGAGCACACUGGAAAAAAUUGCGAUAAGCAGUGGGGCAAGCGGAAAUUGCCAAGAUCCUGGAAUGGAUUAGGGGCACCAUUUGGGUUGUGAGGUUAGCCAACAGUGGGAUUAGGAUCACGAUCAGGAUCAGGAGCAGGAGCAGACCACGAGCAGCCAUGUCGUCCGCCGUGAACAUACAGAUCGUCUCCAUGCCGAACCUGGCCAAGAUCGAGAGCUUCCUGAAGGACGUAAGCUACCGGGAGACGAUCGAGUACAGCGCCAACUUCAACACGCGUCUGUGCAUCGAGCGGCGCCUCCGGCUGCCCUUCCUCGAUCCACAGACGGGCGUCGCCCAGAAUCACUCGCAGCUCUUUCUGGACAAGCGGCAGCGGAUGCCCGGCUUCCGUCAGGGCCAGAUCUACACCUAUCCGGCUGCCCGGUGGCGGAAGAGCCGCCGCCAGUACUUGAGCAAGAUGUACAGUCGCUUUCCGGAGCGCCCUUUCCAGGCGUUGCGCAAGGAACACGAGGCUCUGGUGGCCAGCGGCGUGAAUCUGGGACUGAGCAGCCUGCCCAGUGGUGGGGGACCUAUGCCCGGCACCACCAACCUGGCCAGCAGUUCCAACCUGACGCUUAACAUGCUCACUGGCGGCGGAGCAGCGCCGGCGGUCCUGGGUUCCCUGCACAGCGACACUGCCCACGAUUUCAAUGGGGCCUUCAGCCUGGAGGAGUCCAGCUCGCUGGGUGCCGCCGGCGGUGAUACCUCCGACAGCAAGGACAGCCAACAGCAGCAGCAUCAGCAGCAACAGCACCAGCAGCAACAUCAGCAGCAGCAGCAGCAGGCCGUCAAAGAGGAGCAGCUGCCCAAGGAGUGGUUCUACGACGAGAUGGACAUGAACGAUGUGGACUCGCUGGAGGAGCCAAAGUCGCCGGCGGACGAUGAGUACGACUACGAUCCGCGCUACGGCAACAAGAAGCGGCGCAAGCGGCGGCCAGGCAAGCGAGGAGGAGAAUCAGGCGGCGGCGGUGGCGGUGGAGGCGCCAGUGGUGUUGGCAGCUCCGGCGGUGGCUCCAGCUCACGGAGACGAAGUGCCGCGGUCAGGUCCCGCAUCACCAUGUCGGAUGCGGCGCUGGACGCCUCGCUGGAAGCCAUCGAGUCCGGUGAGAGUGUGCCGGGCAGCAAUGGCGGCCUGGUCUCCAGCGGUGGCAUCCUCAGCAGCAGUCUGGGAGCAGGCCUCGGAGCAGGAGUCUCGGGAUCGGGUGGAGCAGGAGGAGGUGCAGCUGGUGCAGCCUCGGCCAACAGCCGGCGAUCCCGGGGAGCGGGCACACGCGGCAGGCGACGAGCCAAGGGACCAGGCGGUGCCCCCGGAGUUGCGUGUGAUCCGACAAGCCCCGGCGGCAUGGUUAUAGAGCCACCAUCCUUCGAGAGUGCCGCUGCUGCUGUGGGCGUGGUCGAGGACGCGAACGCCCAUCUGCGCAACUAUCGGAAGUAUCUGUAACCGCCCGCUCUUUCAACAACUAAUUUUUCGUGUAAUCAAUCAGUCCCCCCUGUUUUCGCAUUGUUUUCUCCGCCUAUCGAUCGAUCUAUUUUUCGCACCUAAUUUAAAGCUAGUUUUUAAGCCUUAGUUGAUUACUGUUGAACACCCCUCCACGUCCCCCCCAAAAAAAAAUUAUGGAAAUUAAUCAAAUACAUUGUGGACCAGGAAUAAAAAAAAAAACAGGAUUAGGAUCGCACCAGGCCGUAGCCAAUACAGUUCCCAUGUUUCGCCUCUCUUAACUUUACGUUCCCAUAGCCAAUUGAUUGUUGUUUUUUGAACUACCCAUAGACUGGCGAGCCUAUCUUAAAAGUGUAUAUCAACAAAACCGAAAAGGAAGUAGAUCGAUUUAAAAAUUUCCAAGGAAAAAUACAUACAAAUACAUAAUUGCACACUUAGCUAACUUUUAGGCAUUUAAAAACCAUCAUAUCAAGUCAAACAAUGAAUUAGUUAGCGAACAAUUUAAAUGAAAGCAUUAACAGCGUGUAAAUUUAAUAGAUUCUAAACUUCAAGGCAUUUUCAAAAAUAUUUCAUUUAGGCAAACGAAUGGCGUUGAAUUCUUAAUUGGUUUGAAUAUCUUAACAAGUAUAUUAUAUAUAUAUUAUUGACUACAUUUAAAUCAUCUUUGCAAAAAGAAUCUGAAAUAGCUCCUUGAUUUAAGUGUGCAACUAAAAAGUUGUAAAUCUCUAUGCCUUAUUUCCAAAGUUUUCUUUAGAGAAGUUCGCCAGUCUAAGACAUUAUAUUGUACAUUUUAUAUAUAUAUGAGUGUACAGGCAUUAUAUAUAUUUACAUGCAUUA